Messenger RNA from Marasmius oreades (fairy-ring Marasmius), 1834 nucleotides. RefSeq lists its product as uncharacterized. The coding region runs from base 705 to 1709 and encodes 334 amino acids. The record is from RefSeq and is a predicted model, not a curated record. Gene Ontology annotation, molecular function: RNA binding. The transcript has 5 exons. NCBI's taxonomy places the organism in Eukaryota, Fungi, Basidiomycota, Agaricomycetes, Agaricales, Marasmiaceae.
UUUCACUUCAACCCCCAUCAUGUCUGAGGAACUCGACGCUGACCUCUACGGCGAUCUCUACGAAAAUGACGCUGGAGAGCCAUCCGAACAGCAGCCAACCGACAAAAACAUCUCCCAGACACCAGCAUCCAGUUCAAAGGAAGAUACGACCGCUGAGGAACCGGAAUACUCGACUCUGGACACGAAAACGACGCCAUCAACUAGUAAUGAACUCCACACCAACCCAACGCCCACUCCAAUGACGACGCUAACAACCCCGGCAACGCAGCAAAUUCCGACAUACGAAGAUGACGCAUCUCCCGGAUACCGAGAUGGUGCCUCUCAAGGCAUGGUGAAUCAGGCAUACCAGAAUCUUGCUGCCGUCGACUCUCGAAGCGUCCGUCCUUCAGAAAUGAAAGACGAAGGGUAAGAAUCAUCUUCCUUUCCCUUAGCCUAAUGCCUUCCAGCGUUCUCAAGGCGCCUACUGUGAAGCCCUUUGCUGUGCUGGCGGACUGUAAUUGGGUAGCCGUAAUUCAGUUUGCAUUGCGUCGUCUACAAAUUAUAGGCUAGGCUAGGCUAUCACAGUAGAGUCCUUGCGGCAUUUCCCUGUGUCCUAGCCUACGUUUUGCUAAUAUCAGACUUCUUUUCUAUAUCAAAUUCGCCCCUCCUCUGCCGCCAUUUCGACUACCGACCUCUUCCCAACCUAUGUUAUUCUUCACAGGAAGAUGUUUAUUGGAGGACUUCAUUGGGAUACCACGGAUGAGGGCCUUCGUGACUAUUUCUCUCAGUUCGGCAAAGUUGAAGCAUGCACAAUUAUGCGAGACGCUACAGGGAGAUCGCGUUGCUUUGCGUUUCUCACCUUCGAUGAUCCGGCCAGUGUAAACAGGGUGAUGGUGCAAGAGCACUUUUUAGAUGGCAAAGUCAUCGAUCCGAAACGUGCUAUACCACGGGAGGAGCAUCAACGUGCUACCAAACUUUUCAUUGGUGGUCUUGCCGGGAGUGUUACUUCCGAGUCUAUGCGAGAGUUCUUUUCGCAAUAUGGUCGAGUGAUUGACUCGACCGUCAUGUUAGACCGAGAGACAGGCCGAAGCAAGGGCUUUGGUUUCGUAUCUUUAGAAAAUGUCGACGUUCGACCGUUCUUGGGAUUCGGGAAUCUUGAAAUCGAUGGAAAACUGAUCGACGUCAAACUCGCGCAACCGCGGUACCAACGCGAGAACUUCAACGAGGACCAACAGUACGACAACGCCGGUGAUGCUAGUGGUGGCAAUUUUAAUGCCAGCCGUACUGCCGCUGGUGGUUUCAACAAUAAUUUCCAAGGCCAGGGUGCUAACCCUGGUGCCAACAUGGCUGGUGCAGCGUUUGACCCACAAGCUCUUGCCGCACUUUAUACGCGGAUGUUCCAGAUGGCGAAUAAUGGGAUGGGUAUGAUGGGUGGUAUGAAUAAUAUGGGUAUGAAUCAGAUGAUGGCGGCUCCGGGUAUGCGGAAUGGGAUGAUGGGUGGUGGAAUGGGAAAUAUGGGUAUGGGUGGCGCGGGAAGAGGUGGUGGUAUGAUGCAGCAACCGCAGGGUGGAGGAGGAGGAGGAGGAGGAGGAGUACAAAAUAUCCCUAAGGGACCUAGGGGGGCGCCAAGUGGACCUGGUGCCGCCUCGAAUGUAGCUGCUGGUGUUGGACCGCAACGAGUGGGUCAGAGGGGUCAACAUGGGUAUCAUCCGUACGCUCGCGACCGUUGAAUGAAGGACAUAACAUGCUGUUAUUUUUUUUUUGCUAUUUUUGGCUGCUCAGUUAUCCUAUGGUGUUAGUGUUUACUAGCUGUAUUAUAGAUGAUAUUAUUUCCCAACCAGUUCAUGAUAAACAU